GAGAACUAGAUAUAAGUUGCCAUAAAUACAACUUAACCUGCUGCAAAGUGAAACCCAAGUUAGCCGGUAGCUAGCGUUAGCUGCUUACGUAGCCUGCCGAACAUAAACAGCUCACGAGUUUAGCUUCGUGGCUAACCUUAAUGUUUUCUCUUUGUGUUUUCCACCGUAAAGGCAGGGUUUGAGUCGUGGAUUUAUUUGACGUCGCAAAGGUUUUCUAACUCUAUGACCAGAAUGCAGGGACAAUGAUAAUGACGUCUCUAACAAGGGACUUGGACGGGAAACUACCUGCCAAAAGCUAACUGCAAUUACAAAUCAUCCAUUGGCAACUCCCUGGACUGGCACAGCUGUUGCUAUUUCACCACAUAAUUCAUCAUGUCAUUACCAAAGGAGUCAGGGAACCGUGGUAAAGAUCGAGAGAGGGGGGCCCGUCCAAAGGUGAGACAAAGCCGGUCAGAGGAGAGACGAGAGCCAGGCAGUGGACGGAAAGGUGUAAAGGGGAAGAAGAAAGGCCUUGCUUCCCACGAACUAGCAGCUGAGAGGCCCGUCAGCGAUGGCUUUGAGUAUGGUGAGCUGUUGAGCGACCUAGAGUCCAGGGACCAAUCUUCCUCCUCGCCUCUGAGGGAGAGUUGGAGAUGGCAGGGGUUGGAAGCUGCUUCCUCAUUUCUAGGACAAGAACGGGUCACUUCCAGGCCAGGACUGGGAACAGUCAGCUCUGCUACAGAGAUACCUGCAUCUGGGGAAGGUGAGGGCAGAGGGUCAAGCAGCAGUCGCACUCUCCGGCAAAAAAUCCAAGAUGCAAUGGGGCAGUGUUUCCCAAUAAAGACACACAGUGCGACGGUACCGGCACCAUCUCCACAGGCUCUUUCCUCAACCGCCUGUGCCUCCUCGAAGCGCAAGAUCCAUCUCAGUGAGCUGAUGUUGGACGACUGCCCCUUCCCUGUAGGAUCAGAGCUGGCUCAGAAGUGGUAUCUCAUUAAGCAACACACAGCCCCCAUUACCCAGCCUCCCUUGCUGGAUUCUGCAGUAGUGUGCAUCGCCCCUACUUCAGCCAUGGCUACUGUGGUGGAGGACGUAGAUGACCGGUUGAGAGAGCGCAGGCGCAUCAGCAUCGAACAAGGGGUUGAGCCACCACCCAAUGCAGAGAUCCACACGUUUGAGGUGACAGCCCAAAUUAACCCCCUCUACAAGCAUGGCCCUAAGCUGGCUCAUGGUAUGAAUGAGUUAACGGGGGCUGACAGAGCCUCCGUUAUUCAGCAGCAGCAGCUUCUUCUCCAAAGACAGGAACAGCACCAGCUUCUUCUACAGAGCUGUUUGGACACUCUGGAUGAGGUGGUGGCCUCAGCCUCGGCCUCAGCCUCAGCCUCAGCCUCAGCCUCAGCCUCAGCCUCAGCCUCAUCCUCAUCCUCCGUCCACCCCUGUGACCCCAUCCCCGACCCUGUGGUUGACCCAGAGGUUACAGCGACCAACGUGCCCUCUAGAGCCGCACUUCCUCCGACUGAGGAUGAAAAAUCUCACGACGGCUACCGCAUUCACACUCAGAUUGAUUACAUUCACUGCUUAGUUCCAGACCUGCUGCAGAUCACCAACCUCCCUUGUUACUGGGGCGUGAUGGACCGCUACGAGGCAGAGACUCUGUUGGAGGGAAAGCCUGAAGGCACCUUCCUCCUGCGUGACUCCGCCCAGGAAGACUACCUCUUCUCCGUUAGCUUCCGCCGCUAUGGCCGCUCGCUGCACGCACGCAUUGAACAAUGGAACCACAAUUUCAGCUUUGACGUGCACGACCCCAGUGUCUUCCACGCUCCCACGGUCACGGGAUUGCUGGAACACUACAAGGACCCCAACUCCUGCAUGUUCUUCGAGCCCUUGCUCUCCAACCCCAUCCAUCGCACCCAGCCCUUCACCCUGCAACACAUCUGCCGAGCGGUCAUAAGCAGCUGCACCACCUAUGAUGGCAUAAACAUGCUUCCCAUUCCAAAUGCUCUGAAAAAGCACCUGAAAGAAUACCACUAUAAGCAGAGAGUACGUGUACGGCGAAUGGACACCUGGUGGGAAUGAAGAACAACAAAAAAAAAAAAAGACUAAUAGAAACUACUAAACACAUUUUUUUAACACUCCACGAACUGAACUGAACGAGUCAUCACUCUAUCUGGCUGUGUUAACCUACACUGCAAUAUAGUUAUUUAUUUUACUCCUGCUGUACAUGUCUUAACAAUUGUACUAAACUACACUGAUGAGACAAUAUGUAAUCUCACUGAUCUUGCACACUUAAAGUUCUUUAUGCUCAAAUUAAACAAAGUUAUUUAGAUCUGUGGUGUUCAGAGAACUACCCUCACACAUCCUCUGUGUUUCCAAGUGUGACUAAAUCAGCUUAAUUAUCUAACGAUCGGGAGAAAGUGUCCUAGUGUGAAUUGAGAUGAUUAUAAUAGAGCUGUUCAUCAGUCACGUGCUGAGAAGGUGGAAUACAUACUGACACGGUU
Messenger RNA from Anoplopoma fimbria (sablefish), 2477 nucleotides. RefSeq names its product suppressor of cytokine signaling 9 (gene socs9). Lineage: Eukaryota; Metazoa; Chordata; Actinopteri; Perciformes; Anoplopomatidae. Gene Ontology annotation, biological process: intracellular signal transduction; phosphatidylinositol phosphate biosynthetic process. Gene Ontology annotation, cellular component: phosphatidylinositol 3-kinase complex. Gene Ontology annotation, molecular function: 1-phosphatidylinositol-3-kinase regulator activity. Bases 373 to 2055 code for a protein of 560 amino acids. The record is from RefSeq and is a predicted model, not a curated record. The transcript is spliced from 2 exons.